This is a messenger RNA of Fusarium fujikuroi IMI 58289, 3102 nucleotides long. RefSeq lists its product as uncharacterized. Gene Ontology annotation, biological process: nuclear envelope organization. Bases 1 to 3102 code for a protein of 1033 amino acids. The transcript is spliced from 2 exons. The record is from RefSeq and is a predicted model, not a curated record. Lineage: Eukaryota; Fungi; Ascomycota; Sordariomycetes; Hypocreales; Nectriaceae. Gene Ontology annotation, molecular function: protein-membrane adaptor activity. Gene Ontology annotation, cellular component: meiotic nuclear membrane microtubule tethering complex; nuclear envelope.
AUGCCUCCCAGAGUCAGCAGACGUACUACCCGCCUCACAAGCCGGGAGCCCGAGCAACAAUCUACGAAUGAGCCGCCGAAUACGUUGGUGAGGCCCCAUUUACCGGCCCUGCAAGGAACGCCCAGUACACGGAGGCAGUACACAUAUGGCUCGGGUGCUGAGCCACCACCGAAAGUGGGAGCUGGUCUGCAGCGCAUGGAUUUGGGCAGUGCCGUCAAUCAAGCCCUUGCAAAUAACGUCGAUGAUGAGGAAGACUUUGUUCGGCCAGCAAAGCCAAGGGCAGCGUCCUCAAGGGCAGAUGACGCGGGUCCAUCAAGAGACAAUACAUUACGCUCAGCAACAGGCAAUGUUCAGCAAUUAGCGAUUGAGAGAGAUGAUGAUAGCUCACGAAGCUUUGGGUUGGAAAGUGAAUACUACGAAGAUGCAACAAUAGGACCGGUGCCAUCCUUGUCAGCAAGUACAGAAAGACAGCUUGCUGCCCCCAACCUAAAUCCUCGAGCUCAGCGAGAUACGUCUGUACAGCGCAGCCUACAGCCAUCUCGUCUAAGCGAGCAACACAAUCUUGAGACGCAGCCCAGUAGACCUAGGGAUACCCUACAAACAUCACUCGAAGUACCGAGACAAACACGGCAGCAAUCGCGUGAACCAGAAGAAGACGAGCCGGAAAGGAGAGAUGCGCCUCCUACUCGUAGCAGGACUUCGGCGAACACACCAGCCCCAAACAAAACCCGACAAAGUCAGCCCUGGCCUCGAAAUCCCCCACCAGUGGAAGAUAGCGAGCAGAGUGAAAGCUCUGCUGGAAGCGAUCAAGACGAUAUCGAGAGGGAAACCCGAUAUGGAGGCAAUGCGAGAAAGGCACGUACAAUCACAAAGAAGACUUCUACACGUACAACGGCCAACCCAAGCCGUCGACAGACAGCACAACAGCUAUCUCGACAGGCUGCUCCUGAGAGGAGAGAUCAAAGAACAAGCGGAGGACAGAGCCUUUUUUCUAGAGUCGAUAGGCCUGCUUCGCAAUCAAGCGCAUUUGAAAAGACCCGUCAAAUUCCCCAUGAUACACAAGAGCGUGUCCAGGACAUUCAGCGAGAAAUUCAAGAAGCAGAGGAUCAAAUUGCUCGUGAACGAGCCGAGAGAGCCGAGAGAGAACGAGCGCCCCAAAUAGAGCCGUGGCGUCAAUGGUAUCGGGAACAGAUUGCUUGGUUAUCAACACUCUGGCCAUUUAAUCUGAUCUGGAGACGGCGUGGAGACGAUGACUUUGACGAUUUUGACGAUGAUCAAUACAACAAUGGUGGCCCUACGGAUUGGUGGAAAUUACUAAACCCCAUGACAUAUCUACAAUCUGUCGUAUGGUUGGUCGACAAGAUUAUGGAUAAUUUCGUCAAUUUUCUCGACAGAUUAUCUGGUAUUCAAAUCCGAGGUUCUCAGAUCGAAGGAGUUGUCUAUACUGUUCUCAUGGUCGGUGUUAGCUUGCUUUUGGGAGUCUUCCUCUACUCAGGCAUGGGAGCUGUGAAACCAUCUCUACCGAGCAUUCCAAGCUUUGGCUUAGGUGAUUUCCACAUCCCGAACCCUUCUGGCUUUGUUCACAACGUCGGAGACAUGAUGCCAUCCUUCUCAAUGCCCUCAUGGCCUUCCUGGAGUAGAGAUGACGAUGAGCAUGAUGUCUUUGCAGAGACUCCCAUUAACAACAUUCAACUUACGGAUGAAGUAAAAAAGGCAGUUAAGAAGCUGACGUCAAAACUCAGUGACCAGAAGAAAAGUCUCGAGAAGCUGGAAGCAAAACUCCCUCAAUUUAUCACCAUGGAAACCGUCAAUGGAAAACCAUCUAUUCCUCAACAGUUCUACCAUGGUCUUCAAGAUUAUCUGAAAGAGAGUGGGAGCUUUUUGAACAUGAAGAAGAAGGGUGGAAACUUCGAGAUCUCCACGGAAAAGCAGUGGAAGGCUAUUGUGGCUGGACUCGGUAAAGACAAAGAUUUCCAGGCGAAGCUCACAAAAGUGGUCGACAGCGGCAUUGAAGAGAAGCUGCCUACUUUCUGGGACAAAUGGUUCAAGAACAACAACAAGAUUCUCGAGCCGCUCAUUGAAAAGGCAAUGGCUAAGACAAAAGCUGCUGGAUCAGGAGCUGGAUUCGACAAGAAAAUCGCCCAGAUUGUCAAUGAACAACUUGGCAAGCAGAACCAGACAGUUGUUACUCGAAGCGAAUUCAUAAAGCAUCUUAGGAAUGAAUUGGCAACCCAUCAGACAACAGUUCAAGCUGAGCUCCAAGAGCUAAAGUCGGAUAUGUUGACUCAUAUUCAAGAGUCGAUUCGUACUGCACAAUUGAUGGCUCCACAGGGAACAUCAGACGCUGAGAUGAGGAAGCUCAUUCGAGAGAUCGUUGUCCAGACUAUAUCGGACGAAGUCCUCGGAGUUGGUGCCAAGGCAAAGAUUCACGAAGACUGGAACACGCGCCUCAAGCACCAGGUCAACUUCUUUGCAGUUGGUGCUGGGGCUACCAUUGAUAACUCUCUCACGACAAGUGUAUGGGACCCAUGGAAGAAGGGCAUCGCUACUGAAGAAGCCUUGAAGCGUGGCAUCUCUGGCUUACAUCCUCUCCCUGCCGCGGCAGCACUUCUCCCUUGGCAAGAUGAAGGAGACUGCUUUUGCUCAGUCCAUGACAUCGACGGUAGCGGACGAUACCACGGUGCCAGAAUCUCCGUUCAUCUUGGCCAUCUGGUUGUUCCCACUGAUAUUGUCAUCGAACACAUUAAUAAGAACGCCACAACAGAUCCACUGGCUCGACCGCGACAGAUCGAAGUCUUUGCUAGAUUCGAAGACAAAAUGGAGCGUGAUCAGGUCUUUGCCAUAACAGCCAACUGGUUCAGGGACGACACGACGAAUCGGAACGUGUCUGUUCCCCUCUCUGACCAAUUCGUCAAGAUCAGCGAUUUUGAGUAUGUCGGAAACGAGUUAAAUGACGGCGUACACGUACAGCACAUCAAAGAUCAGUUCUCCAACCUCGGAAUUGGCACAGAUCAGAUCGUCGUUCGAUCCAUGGGCAAUUACGGCGCGGUAGACCAUACGUGCUUUUAUCGCAUUCGAUUAUUUGGAAACGUGGUGGAAUAG